GGGCUCGGGUCGCCGCCGGAGCGCUCGGGAGGGACCAGCCGGCGCCGGGCGAGGCCGUGAGCCCCGGCGGUGUCCGCGCCGCCCGCCCGGCCCGAGGGACGCGGAGGCCGGGGGGCGAGCUCCACCGUCCCGUUGCGCACUCCGGGCCCCGCUGCGGCUCCUCCGAGGCACAUCGGGGGGCCGCGUUGGGUGGAAGCGCUGUGAGGCGCCCGGGGUGCUCCCGGGCCUUGCGGGAAGCCUCGGAUUCUCGGGGCUUUGGACCCGCGCCCCUCGGAGGCGCGUCCGGCCCGCCCGGGACCCGCCUGGGCGCUGCGGUCUGCGCCCGGCUUAGAGAAAUUGCCGUGUGGGGAUCCGGGCUUUGUGAGUUAGCUGCACUCCGUUCGCCUCACUUAGUAAUUUACGCUGGAGCACAAAUUGGUCUAAGACGGGAGCGUGGGGAGCUUCUGGAAGAAGCCAGGAAGAUGGAGAUGGCCAAGUUCCGCUACAUCCUGCCCGUGUACGGCAUAUGCCAGGAGCCCGUGGGCCUGGUCAUGGAGUACAUGGAGAUGGGCUCGCUGGAGAAGCUGCUGGCGGCCGAGCCGCUGCCGUGGGAUCUGCGCUUCCGCAUCAUCCACGAGACGGCCGUGGGCAUGAACUUCCUGCACUGCAUGGCGCCGCCCCUCCUGCACCUGGACCUCAAGCCCGCCAACAUCUUGCUGGACGCCCACUACCAUGUCAAGAUUUCUGAUUUUGGGCUGGCCAAGUGCAACGGACUGUCCCACUCCCACGACCUCAGCAUGGACGGCCUGUUUGGCACCAUCGCCUACCUCCCUCCGGAGCGCAUCCGGGAGAAGAGCCGGCUCUUCGACACCAAGCACGACGUGUACAGCUUCGCCAUCGUGGUCUGGGGUGUGCUGACGCAGAAGAAGCCCUUCGCAGACGAGAAGAACAUUCUGCACAUCAUGGUGAAAGUGGUGAAGGGCCACCGCCCGGAGCUGCCGCCCGUGUGCAGAGCCCGGCCGCGGGCCUGCAGGGCCCUCCUGCGCCUCAUGGAGAGGUGCUGGCACGGGGACCCCCGCGAGCGGCCCACCUUCCAGGAAAUCACUUGUGAAACCGAGGAGCUGUGUGAGAAGCCGGACGGGGCCGUGAAGGAGCCGGCCCAGGGUCUGGACACGAAGCAGCCGCUGGAGCCCGAGAGCCCGAAGCCCGUGUGCACCCCUCUCAAGCGAGCGUCCGCGCCGACCUUCGACAGCGACUACAGCCUGUCUGAGCUCCUGUCCCAGCUGGACUCCGGCACCUCUCAGACCCUCGACGGCCCGGAGGAGCUCAGCCGCAGCUGCUCCGAGUCCCGCCUGCCGUCGGCCAGCAGCGGCAAGAGGCUCUCGGGGGUGUCUUCCGUCGACUCUGCCUUCUCCUCCAGAGGGUCCCUGUCCUUGUCGUUUGAGCGGGAGCCUUCAGCGGGCGAUCUCGGCACGACCGACGUCCAGAAGAGGAAGCUGGUGGAAGCCGUCGUGAGCGGGGACACCAGCAGGCUGAUGAAGAUCCUGCAGCCCCAGGACGUGGACCUGGUGCUGGACGGCGGCGCCAGCCUGCUGCACCUGGCCGUGGAGGCCGGGCAGGAGGAGUGCGUCAAGUGGCUUCUGCUCAGUAACGCCAACCCCAACCUGACCAACAGGAAGGGCUCCACCCCGCUGCAUGUGGCCGUGGAGAAGAGGGUGCGCGGGGUCGUGGAGCUCCUGCUGGCGCGUAAGAUCAGCGUCAACGCCGCGGACGAGGACCAGUGGACGGCGCUGCACUUCGCGGCCCAGAACGGGGACGAGGGCAGCACUCGGCUGCUGCUGGAGAAGAACGCGUCCGUCCACGAGGUAGACUGCGAGGGCCGGACGCCCAUGCACGUGGCCUGCCAGCACGGCCAGGAGAGCAUCGUGCGCAUCCUGCUGCGCCGAGGCGUCGACGUGAGUCUGCCGGGGAAGGACGCAUGGGUGCCGCUGCACUACGCCGCCUGGCAGGGCCACCUGCCCAUCGUCAAGCUGCUGGCCAGGCAGCCAGGCGUGAGCGUGAACGCGCAGACGCUGGACGGGAGGACGCCGCUGCACCUGGCUGCCCAGCGAGGCCACUACCGCGUGGCCCGCGUCCUCAUCGACCUGCACUCCGACGUCAAUGUCCGCAGCGUGCUGUCGCAGACGCCCCUGCACGUCGCCGCUGAGACGGGCCACACCAGCACCGCCCGGCUGCUCCUGCACCGGGGGGCCGACAAGGAGGCGGCCACGGCGGAGGGCUGCACCGCCCUGCACCUGGCCGCCCGGCACGGGCACCUGGCCACCGUCAAGCUGCUCGUGGAGGAGAAAGCGGAUGUGCUGGCCCGGGGGCCCCGCCACCAGACAGCGCUGCACCUGGCCGCCGCCGCCGGGCACACGGAGGUGGUGGAGGAGCUGGUGAGCGCGGACGUGCUCAACCUGGCCGACGCGCAGGGGCUGAGCGCGCUGCACCUGGCCGCCCAGGGCAGACACGCCAAGACGGUGGAGACGCUGCUGAAGCACGGCGCGCUGGUCAACCUGCAGAGCCUCAAGUUCCAGGGCGGCCGCGGCCCCACUGCCACACUCCUCCGGCGGAGCAAGACCUAGCCUGCCGCCCUGGACGCCGGGACCCCCGUGGGCUUCCUGUCCCACUGCCGUGUUCACUGUGGGGACGGAAGGACGCUGUGCCGGUCGGCGCUGCCCGCCACGUCUGCGGCCCGGCAGAACCCUGACCGGGAGGGCCAGCGAGAGGCAGGUGGCUGCCGACUCCGGGUUCGCGAGGGACAUCCGCUCGGGCGCGUCCCCCUCUGAGGGCUGUCGGCUGGAGCGCGCUGGGCUGCCGACCCCUCCCCUGAUCGCACGCCCGCUAUCAGAUGGACGAUGGGUCGGAAUCAUUUCUCUGCUCCUCGCUCCCUGCGGGGGCCCCGGGGUGGCCGAGCCAUGGCCGGAGCCGGUGCGAGAGGAGCUGUGUCUUGGAUCUGCAGACCCCGCAGCAGGCACUAAAGCCUGUUUCAGGGAGUUUUAGUGGAAUCCUUGUCUUACAGACUGUGUUCAAGAAACAGACAUGGUGUAACUAUCGCCUUAAACUUGUUAAAAACGCUCACGUCCAUGGGCUGUCUGGUCCGUGAAGGAUGUAAUGUAAUAAGGUUGGUUUUUAAAUGCGAGCCAGCGGUCACGUGGCCUGCUCGUUUCCAUCUAAAUGUGUCAGUCCUCGUGGGCGGCCGCACAUGUCCCUGAUGGUGCGAUUUGCUCUGCUUGUUGUGGGUUGCCUAGAGCGCCACCAUUUUGGCUUGGGACCACUGUCGGGCUGACCAGCUAAAUGGGCCACCAGCUUGCUGAUGUCUGGUGCGGUGGCGGUUUGUGUGGACUGCUACCGUCUUGGGGCCUCGUGGGGCGUGGGAGCCGCUGGACGAAGGCCUAGGCCGUGCCGGAGCCUCGGCUUUCUGGCCGGAAGCCCAGAGGUUGGCUGCGGAUGUGGCCCUGUGCUCAGACGCGCCCCGUGGCCUGGGAUGCAGUACGGAUGGAUGUUAGUGUACUGUGUGUGUUAAUGUGAACCUGUAUGCGGGGUGCUUUUCUGUGACGGGAAACAUCCGCUGCCUAGAGCGGGCUGUGUUUUAGUACACCUCACGCUUUCAUGACAGUGCACUACAGUGGGAUGUGGGACGUGCGGACGACACACUGUUCGGCAAUAAAACGAAACGAUCUUCUAA
Molecule: messenger RNA, 3706 nt
Organism: Mustela erminea (ermine)
Lineage: Eukaryota; Metazoa; Chordata; Mammalia; Carnivora; Mustelidae
Gene: RIPK4
Product: receptor interacting serine/threonine kinase 4
Exons: 8
Coding region: 462-2603 (713 amino acids)
Biological process (GO): protein phosphorylation
Molecular function (GO): protein kinase activity; protein binding; ATP binding
Source: RefSeq, a predicted model, not a curated record